AUGUCAAUGGAUACAAUAUCUAUAUCUAAAUUAAUUAAGAAAUCAAUUAAUCAAAAAUUACCUCCAAAAUUAUUCAUAAGUUUAUUUAAUAAAUUGAUUAAAAAACAAUCAAUUAAUAAUGAAGAAUUCAUUAAUGAAUUAUUAAUUCUUGAUUAUGAUCAACAUACUUGUUCUUCUUUUUCUUCUUUGAAGCAACAUAAAUGGAAUGAAUAUAAACAAACUUUAAUAAUUGAAUUAUCAUUUAGUAAUGUUGAAAAUAAUCAUUUAUUUUGGAAUAAUCUUAAUCAAAUACCUAAUAAUUUACAAUGUAAAUAUUUAUCGAAAAUCACAAAACUUUUAUCACAUCAAUCACAGCAUUAUGAUAAAGAAGUAUUGAAAAAUUUUAUUAAAAAUGAAAUCAUUGAUUAUGUAAUGAAAUAUACUAGUAUCACUAGUAUCACCACCACAACCACCACAACCACCAGUAAAGUUUCUGGUAAUGUUUUGGAAAAUAUUGUAUUAUUAUUAUCGGUAUUAAUUGAUAAAUUUGAAAAAUAUUUACAAGAAGAUACUACUAAUUCAUUUCAAAAUUUCAUUGUUAAAUUAUUAUCAUCAUCAAAUUUAUUAUCAUCAUUAGUUAAUGAUGAUGGUUAUUUAACUAAUUAUUUAUUAAAUAAAUCGAAAAUUAUUUUAUCAAAAAAUCAAUAUGAUCAAAUUGUUAAUGUUAAUAUUAUGGUAAGAACUGAACGUGAACGUGAACGUGAACGUCAAGCAUCAAUUGUUGCCCUCAACAAUAACAAUAUCAUCGAUAUUAGAAGUGGUAAUACUAUGCAGCAGCAGCAGCAUGUGAAUGUUGCUUCAUUAAAAAUGGUUAAUCUGAUAGAUGAAUACUAUACUAAAAUGAGACAAAUUUGGAUUCGGAAAAUUUUCCAUAAUUUUGAAUAUGAUAAUAAUAAUAAUAAUAUAUUAACGAUUUUUAUGGGAAAUUUUAUUCCAUCAUCAAUUCAAAGAAAUCCUUAUUUAAUUGCUUAUGAAUUUAUUAAAACCAUUUUUGGAUGUUUAAAUAUGAAAGGUUAUUGUUUAUUUAAUGUUAAAAAUUAUAUUUUAACAAGAUUACCUAUAUUAUUCAAUAAUUUUCGAUUUAAUAAUGAAGAUAAUCUUGAAAAAGCUGUUAUUGAUGCAUUGAAAAGUAUUGAAUUUGAUGAUAAUGAUGAGUUCAAACAACUUUUUCUUAAAGGGUUUAGUAUCACUACCACUACCACCAAUGAAGAAUCAGUGGUUGGGUUUAAUUUACGAGAAAAAUUUAAUGGUAAACUUCUUGAUAUUAAUAGUGAGUUUACCUCAUUAGAAGAAUCAGGAUUAAUAGAAUUUAUUAAUUCAUUAGCUUCAUCAUCAUCAUCAUCGUCUUCUCCUUCUUCUUCUUCUUCGCCCACAUCCACAACAAUAAUGUUUCGACUGGCUAAAUUACAACAAGAAUUCACUCAAUUGGUUUUAAAUAUUAUUGAUGAAUUGAAAUAUUCUAGAGAUUUUGAAAAAUUAAAUCGAUUAAUACUUGCCAUUAUGAAUAAUAUUGAAAUUGUUAAUAUUAUACUUUUCAAUAGUAAUCUUUCAUUAUUAUAUAAAUUGAUAGAUAUUAUUGAUUCAUCAAAUUUUACCACCGACGAUAAUGGCAAUGGGAAUGAUAAAAAUAACGGUAAUGAUAAUGAUAACAAUAACAAUAACGAUAACGAUAAUGAUGAUGAUGAUAAUGUGGGGGUUGAAAAUUUCCAAGAUUAUUAUUCUUAUUGUGGUAAUUUAAUAAUUAGUGUAAUUACCAUUGUUGAGAUUUUCCAAAUUGAUUUAUCAAAAUUAGAAAUAAAACUUCUGAGUGGCAGUAGUGAAUCAUUUAUAAUUGAUUAUUUAAAUAAUUUUUAUUAUCGAAUGUGUGAUAAUUUAGUUAAUACUGAACCAACAAAUUGUGAUAAUGAUGAUCGAAUAAUUAUUGACAAUUAUAAUAAUUUAAUGAUUGAUUGGGUCAAUGCAUUAUUUGAUGAUAGAAAUGAAGGAUUAUCUGAUGAAUUAAUUAAAUCAUUAAAUAUUAAACAAAUUUAUAAAAUUAUCCCCAUUAUUUAUCGACAAGGAAUUAUUGAUACUAAUAAUAAAAAAAUUAAUUGGGAAAUAUUAAAUAAUGGGUUAGAAUAUUUAAGUCAACCAUUUCUUACACCAAUAAUCCCGAUAAUUAUAAAAUCAUUAUUAAGAGAUUUCACCAUUGAUAAUGAUUUAAAAUUUAAAAUCAUCAGAGAAUUAAUUAAAGAUAAUAACAACAACAGUAAUAAUAUCAUUAUAAAAAUGGUGAUAAAUAUUUGUGGUAAUGAAAUACUUACAUUUAACCCUCCAGCAGAUAUUAGGGAAUCAAUAAUUAAAACUAUGGUUUAUUUAGAUAAAUCUGAUCCUAUUGCUAGAGAUAUUAAUUUUAAAGAAUUUAUUAAACAUCAAUUACUUGGAGAUAUUCAUAUUCAAAUUGAAGAAAAUUUUUUGAAUAAAUAUAUUUUAAAUAAUCGAUUAAAUUUUAUAUCAAAUUUAAUUGAAGAAAUUUAUAAUUUUCAAAAAUUUAAUCAUGAAGAUUCAAAAAUUUAUAUUAAUUUAAUGAUUUUUAUAAUGUUAUUGGAUUCAAUUGAAACCAAAUCUGAUAAAGAUUAUUGGAAAAAGAAUUUCAAUUUGCCAUACCCAAUGAAUUUAGAAACAAAUGACCUGGUGGUGGUGGUGGCGGUGGAUAGUAGAUUUGAAUUAAGUAUGGAUAAUCAUUAUUCUUCAAUUUUUAAUGAUGAUUCUAGGUCGUCAUCAUCAUCAUCAUCAUCAUCAUCAAGUUCCAACAGUAAAGACGUUGACAAUUUCUUAAAGAAUGGAGAUGAAGAUGAAGAUGAGUUUAUGAAAGAUGAUAAUAACACCAAUAACAACAACAACAACAAUGGUGAGAGAAUAACUACAAGUCAACAAUUGGAAAAAUUAAAUGAAAAAAUUCAUCGACAUGAAUGUUUACUUAAUGAAUUUAGAAAAAUUCGAACUAAUACUACUGAAACUAAUUUAUUUGCUAAAUCAAUAAGAUUAUUAAAUGAUAAAUUAAUUGAAAAAAUAACCAAUUGGACCAUCUAG
Messenger RNA from Candida albicans SC5314, 3111 nucleotides. RefSeq names its product Med5p (gene MED5). Gene Ontology annotation, cellular component: mediator complex. Bases 1 to 3111 code for a protein of 1036 amino acids. NCBI's taxonomy places the organism in Eukaryota, Fungi, Ascomycota, Pichiomycetes, Serinales, Debaryomycetaceae. Gene Ontology annotation, molecular function: transcription coregulator activity. The transcript has a single exon. Gene Ontology annotation, biological process: regulation of transcription by RNA polymerase II. The record is from RefSeq and is a predicted model, not a curated record.